AUGGGUCUCAACCUAGGUUCUCGGGCGAUGAUCGCGGCCAUCCGGGCAGCGCAGCCAGAAACAGGCUUGAAGAAGCUGACGACCCAGGUCAACAAGCUUCUGCCACCGAAGAUGGAAGUCCAGAAGCACGAGCUGCGCGACUUUAUUCGAUCCCUUGAUGAGCCCACCGACCAGCACGUCGCCGUCAUCAAGCCUCGCGACGAAUCCUUCAUGAAAAGCGUCGCCGAACAAGCAUUCACCACUCUUCGCGAGGCCGAGCGCGAGUUCCUACUCAACCUGGACCACGAUUCUAUUACCAAAAUGCACAACUCGAGUGGCUCGCCCAAGUGCCACCCCGUUGCCCAUCUGCGGUAUCACUUGCAGGUGCUCCUCGCCCUUAAAGGAAUUGUGCCAUGUGUCCCCUUUGUGAGCCCCAAAGAGACCGGCACCGUUGUGAUGAACGCGAUGGUCCUCCGCUGCCUCGUGCCUCUCAUGGAGCAGCUAGACUUGGAAUCAUAUGGUUUCAGACUGAUCUACAUCGCCACAGACGUCCUGACCUCUACCAUCCGGUUCAGGGGCUUCAAGGGCUCCUGGGUCCUCGCAGACACCCAGUCGGCAGAGUGGGACCUCGUACGAGAGAUCUUCGCGCCUCCGCUGCUUCCCGACCCGGCCCGCCGCGUCCCCGAGAAAAUAAUGUGCGUGGCGCUCGGGUUCCCCGUGUACACCGACAACAUCACCAACGAGGUGGUGAUCAGGGACAUGACGGAGCACGCGCUGCUGCAGGACAGCUUCGACCAGGACACGUGCCGGGUGGGCGUGAUGAAGGUCUUCUGCGACGACGGCAGCGUGGAGGAGUGGAAGGCCAUCAAGAGCCACUAUGUUGUGUACCGGGACAUUGCGCUGCAGCUGGGCACCGUGUUGCGACUCGACUUGGGCGAUCACCCUGAGAUGGAGCAGUGGUGUGGCGUUGAGGGCGAGGACUAG
Diaporthe citri is the source of this 963-nucleotide messenger RNA. RefSeq lists its product as uncharacterized. Lineage: Eukaryota; Fungi; Ascomycota; Sordariomycetes; Diaporthales; Diaporthaceae. The coding region runs from base 1 to 963 and encodes 320 amino acids. The transcript is spliced from 3 exons. The record is from RefSeq and is a predicted model, not a curated record.